Messenger RNA from Marmota flaviventris (yellow-bellied marmot), 2382 nucleotides. RefSeq names its product frizzled class receptor 1 (gene Fzd1). Gene Ontology annotation, cellular component: plasma membrane. Lineage: Eukaryota; Metazoa; Chordata; Mammalia; Rodentia; Sciuridae. Gene Ontology annotation, molecular function: Wnt receptor activity; Wnt-protein binding. The record is from RefSeq and is a predicted model, not a curated record. Gene Ontology annotation, biological process: non-canonical Wnt signaling pathway; canonical Wnt signaling pathway.
GGCGGCGGCGACGGCUGCGGGACGCAGAGAAGCAGCCCCGGGAGCGGGCCGAUCGCGGCUCGGGCUCGACGGAGGGCACCGGCGAGGAGAUCUCCUUGGUCGCGGGAGUAGCCACCGCUGGCCGUGCCACUGCCAGCCCCUGCCGAGCGGCGCCAAGAAAGGAACCGAGAAAGUAUGGCUGAGGAGGAGGCGCCUAAGAAGUCCCCGGCCGCCGGAGGCAGCGCGAGCUGGGAACUUUGUGCCGGGGCGCUCCCGGCCCGGCCCGCGGAGGAGGGGAGCGGGAUUGCGGGCAGCCACCGCCGUCCCCUAGCUGGCCCCGGGCGCUUGGUGCGCCGGCUGUUACUGCUGCUUUGGUUGCUGGAGGCUCCGCUGCUGCUGGGGGUCCGAGCGCAGGCGGCGGGCCAGGGGACGGGCCAGGGGCCCGGGCCCGGGCAGCAACCCCCGCCGCCUCCGCCUCCGCCUCAGCAGCAGCAGAGCGGACAGCAGUACAACGGCGAGCGGGGUAUCUCCAUCCCGGACCAUGGCUACUGCCAGCCUAUCUCCAUCCCGCUGUGCACGGACAUCGCAUACAACCAGACCAUCAUGCCCAAUCUUCUGGGCCACACGAACCAGGAGGACGCGGGCCUCGAGGUGCACCAGUUCUACCCACUGGUGAAGGUGCAGUGUUCCGCCGAGCUCAAGUUCUUCCUGUGCUCCAUGUAUGCUCCUGUGUGCACAGUGCUGGAGCAAGCGCUGCCGCCCUGCCGCUCCCUGUGCGAGCGCGCGCGCCAGGGUUGUGAAGCGCUCAUGAACAAGUUCGGCUUCCAGUGGCCAGACACGCUCAAGUGUGAGAAGUUCCCGGUGCACGGCGCUGGGGAGUUGUGCGUGGGCCAAAACACGUCGGACAAAGGUACCCCGACGCCCUCGCUACUGCCAGAGUUCUGGACCAGCAACCCCCAGCACGGCGGCGGAGGGCACCGCGGCGGCUUCCCGGGAGGCGCCGGCUCGUCCGAGCGAGGCAAAUUCUCUUGCCCGCGCGCCCUCAAGGUGCCCUCCUACCUCAACUACCACUUUCUGGGGGAGAAGGACUGCGGCGCGCCCUGUGAGCCGACCAAAGUGUAUGGGCUCAUGUACUUUGGGCCCGAGGAGCUGCGCUUCUCGCGCACCUGGAUCGGCAUCUGGUCGGUGCUGUGCUGUGCUUCCACUCUCUUCACGGUGCUCACGUACCUGGUGGACAUGAGGCGCUUCAGCUAUCCUGAAAGGCCCAUCAUCUUCCUGUCUGGCUGUUACACCGCGGUUGCGGUGGCCUACAUUGCCGGUUUCCUGCUGGAGGACCGGGUGGUGUGUAACGACAAGUUCGCUGAGGAUGGGGCGCGAACGGUGGCGCAGGGCACCAAGAAGGAGGGCUGCACUAUCCUCUUCAUGAUGCUCUACUUCUUCAGCAUGGCCAGCUCCAUCUGGUGGGUGAUCCUGUCCCUCACCUGGUUCCUCGCGGCCGGCAUGAAGUGGGGCCACGAGGCCAUCGAGGCCAAUUCGCAGUAUUUUCACCUGGCUGCCUGGGCUGUGCCAGCCAUCAAAACCAUCACCAUCCUGGCGCUGGGCCAGGUGGACGGUGAUGUGCUGAGCGGAGUGUGCUUUGUGGGGCUCAACAACGUGGACGCCCUGCGUGGCUUCGUGCUGGCACCCCUCUUCGUAUACCUGUUCAUCGGCACGUCUUUCCUGCUGGCCGGCUUCGUGUCGCUCUUCCGCAUCCGCACCAUCAUGAAGCACGAUGGCACCAAGACCGAGAAGCUGGAGAAGCUCAUGGUGCGCAUUGGUGUGUUCAGCGUGCUGUACACUGUGCCAGCCACCAUUGUCAUCGCCUGCUACUUCUACGAGCAGGCCUUCCGGGACCAGUGGGAACGCAGCUGGGUGGCCCAGAGCUGUAAGACCUAUGCCAUCCCCUGCCCUCACCUCCAGGGAGGUGGAGGUGUCCCGCCACACCCACCCAUGAGCCCUGACUUCACAGUCUUCAUGAUCAAGUAUCUUAUGACUCUGAUCGUGGGCAUCACGUCGGGCUUCUGGAUCUGGUCAGGCAAGACACUCAACUCCUGGAGGAAGUUCUACACGAGGCUCACCAACAGCAAACAGGGAGAGACCACCGUUUGAGACCUGGGGACUCAACCCACCCCCCAAAAAAGCCGGCCCCAUGGGAUUCAUGCCUAGCCUGGUUGACUUUCGCAGCCUCCUUUUAACAACACAGCUCCUGCAAACGCUUCCGUCCCUGGGGCAAACGGACUAGAGGGCCCCACUGCCUGAGGGGUGCAGAUCGACCUCUCUUGCCCUCACACUCCGGUACCAGGACUGUAACGCUUUUAUGAUUGUAAAUAGCCUGUGUAAGAUUUUUGUAAGUAUAUUUGUAUU